Molecule: messenger RNA, 2157 nt
Organism: Ilyonectria robusta
Lineage: Eukaryota; Fungi; Ascomycota; Sordariomycetes; Hypocreales; Nectriaceae
Product: ESV-1-84
Exons: 3
Coding region: 1-2061 (686 amino acids)
Cellular component (GO): cell septum; cell periphery
Molecular function (GO): chitin synthase activity
Source: RefSeq, a predicted model, not a curated record
AUGAACCAGCUCAGCAAUAAUCACCUUCGACAAAGCGAGUCAGACCAGGUCCUGGGCGAUGGCACCCUGAAAGCCAAAGUCGUCGAUAUGGAGAACACAAAAUGCGGCACUAAGUUCGAACCAUUAGAUACGACUCCUGUGCAAGUCAGUAUCAAAAACCAAGACCUCGAGGCUCUGGAGAAAGACCAUGACAACCUCUGCACCACAUCAAACCCGGCACAGGAGAUUCUUCCUCAGAUUUGGGGCCGGGGAGACACUGUUGAAUCAUGUCAAUACCCUGCCGUCGAAGACCCGAUCAACCCGGCACGAAUACUUACCAAUGCGAACCUUCGAAAGCAGCGCAUCAUAUUCAUGAUCCUGAUCGUCAUUUUGAACAUCGUCAUGGCGGUAAUUACGAUUUUUGCCAAAGAGUCGAAACUCAACUUGAUUGUGGUUCUACUUUUCAAAAGCAAGGACUUCCUUUCGGCUCUUGUGUCCAUGCUGGGCAUGAUUUUUAAUGGCCUACGCCGUCAGGUCCGGCAUCUGGAGCCUGUUUCCCAGCGCUGGAUACUCUCUCUCAUACCGGCCUACUCUGAGAGUGAAGAGCAGAUUGUGAAGACAGUCUACUCUCUCCGAGACAACGACGUUGAACCCCAUCGCCAAGUCAUGGUGAUAGUUCUUGACGGAAACCCGAGAGAUGUACGAUCACACAUGACGAGGGUGGUGCGCGAGUUUGAACGCCCUUAUAUCAGCUUGAAGUGGAAGAGAGGCAUUCUUCGCAUCACGGUUGGCUUUAUGGAAGAUGUUCCGGUCAUUGUUAUCGAAAAGGUGCAGAAUGCCGGUAAAAAGGACUCUCUCAUCCUCUGUCACGAUCUCUUUAACCACCCUCGCAAAAGCUCACCACUUUACACCCAGCUUCUAAGAGAAGAGAUGUGGCAGGAGAUUCUUCCGAUCCUCACCGAAGGGCCCAACUUCAACGGGUUCGACAUGGUCUUCUGCACGGAUGCGGACUCAACCAUCCACAAGGGUGCCAUAGCCAGAUUGGCCAAUGCUAUCGCACGAGACAAGCACGCCAUCGCAGCUUGUGGCUUAGUUCUUGUAGAGUUGGAACCUGGAUACGAAUGGUCGUUUUGGAAUCUCUACCAGCAAUUUCAGGUCUGUAACCUCUACCGGAUUCCCGGGCACCAUACUUACUCGGCGCAGUAUACUUAUGGACAGUAUGUUCGAAGACGAGCGGAAGGCAUGGUGGGAAAAGUAACCUGCCUCCCCGGCUGUAUUACGAUGAUUGCAGUCCGGGAAGAGAUGGCAGGAGCAAUAGAAAAGUAUGCCGAACCAGUCACCGAGCACCUCGUGCUUCCACACCAAGUGCAGUAUCUGGGAACUGAUAGACGGCUCACAUAUUCUAUGCUCUCUCAGGGCAAGCACCUACGCACUCUGUUCGAACCUGACGCCGUCAGCGAGACCGUCGCGCCUCAAUCGAUUCAGCACUAUCUCAGCCAGCGGCGAAGAUGGGGUUCGAAUGCAUAUUUUAAUAAUUACUUCUAUACGGCCGGGAAAAAGAUGAUUCUCAUAACUCGCAUCGCCUCCAGCAUCGAGGUCAUGCGACUCAGCAUGGUCUACUACCGAGUUCUCAACACGGCACUAUUCAUAUGGUCACUUACUUCAUCGCAUGUUACCAUCUUGCAGUUGGUUCCGAUGCUCAUAAUCGGCCAACUCCCAACCCUUUGGUUCUUUUGUUCCAUCGUCAUCGAGGCCGAAUUAAGAAAACGAGCGCACAAGCUUAUAAUAGGAUUUCUUGUCAACAAAAUGAUCUCGCCAUUCAUGUCAACAAUUAUCUUUAGCAAAGUUGCGGCAAAUCUAGGGAGUCAAGCGUGGGGCAUGUCAGGAGUGACGGCAUCCACGGCGGUCCCAGCUGCCGAUCCUCCUUCCGAGGAGAGUGGUCAAGAAUCUGCAGAUCUCUCAGCGGCGGAGAAUGGAGAACGCCAUUUACCCAUAACAACAGGCUCUGGGAAUGAUGAGGAGGCCAGGGAGUCGGUGAUGUGUCGACAUGACGUAGAAACUCUGCGUCAAGACAAUAAUUAAAAAGUAAAGAACGAAUUCGCCAAGAGUGGGCAAUGAGUGAGGGAUGAAAAUGCCAACACGAUGACGCAGCUGUGUAAUGAAUACUUUCCCACGGCU